This is a messenger RNA of Micropterus dolomieu (smallmouth bass), 5442 nucleotides long. It is a transcript of the gene zbtb18, whose product is annotated as zinc finger and BTB domain containing 18. The record is from RefSeq and is a predicted model, not a curated record. Lineage: Eukaryota; Metazoa; Chordata; Actinopteri; Centrarchiformes; Centrarchidae. Gene Ontology annotation, cellular component: nucleus. The transcript has 2 exons. Gene Ontology annotation, molecular function: protein binding; DNA-binding transcription factor activity, RNA polymerase II-specific; RNA polymerase II cis-regulatory region sequence-specific DNA binding. Gene Ontology annotation, biological process: regulation of transcription by RNA polymerase II. The coding region runs from base 473 to 2170 and encodes 565 amino acids.
CACUGACUCGCAGAACCGGUUGGUUUGGCCCAGCUUCUUCUUUCCUGCCUUCUCGCGGUGUGUGUGCGCGCUGCCGCUGUUGUUGCCGCCGCCGCUGCUGCUGUUGUUGUUGUUGCUGCUCCUCCUGCCUGGUGUCAACCUACACCGACGAGAGAAGAAGACAUAUCCCUCCCUCUCUCCUGUCAGAGGGCCGCUUCCAAUUUGCCUUCACUUUCCUCCUCGCCGGCACCAUUGGCUUCCGUGCCGUGCCAGUCAACUCGCCUCCUUCUCCCAGCCCGAGUUGAGCAGCAGCAACAGCUCGGAAACAUCUGGCCGCCGCAGAGUGCUAGACUCCCCCGUCCCUGCGCCUGCUCGCCACGGCAGCCUGUUAUGGAAAUUAGUCCAAAGUCAAUCUAGUUUUGUCUCCGAAGGAAAAAGAGGGAUUGGACGGAGGAAGACGUUGGACCGUGUUGUCUGUUAUGAGGACGGCAGGAUGGAGUUCCCAGACCACAGCAGACAUUUACUUCAGUGUCUGAGUGAGCAGCGGCACCAGGGCUUCCUGUGUGACUCCACGGUGCUGGUGGGUGAUGCCCAGUUCCGGGCCCACCGUGCUGUGUUGGCCUCCUGCAGCAUGUACUUUCACCUCUUCUACAAGGACCAGCUGGACAAGAGAGACGUGGUGCACCUCAACAGCGACAUUGUCACAGCCCCGGCUUUUUCCCUGCUCCUGGAGUUCAUGUAUGAGGGCAAGCUGCAGUUCCAGGACCUUCCCGUAGAGGAUGUGCUGGCAGCAGCCAGCUACUUGCACAUGUAUGACAUUGUCAAGGUGUGUAAGAAACGUUUGAAGCAGAAGGCCACGGCGGAGGCAGACAGCACGCGCAGAGAGGAAGAUGGCGGAUCCAGCUGCUCCGAUAAGGCUGACAGUCUAUCAGAUGGUUCUACAGAGCGGCCUGCUACAGCCGACCUGCUGCAUAGUGAUGAAGAGGAGGAGGUGAAGACAGAGGGAGGAGCGCUUUGGCUGAGACUGCCGUCUGCAGACAGACCAGGAACACCAGCCAUGGCUACAACCAGCCCAGGGCAUGGUGAGGCGGAGAUGCAGGGUGGGGAAGGGCUGGGGGAGGGAGGGAAACUGCUCUCCCCGGCCGGCAGCCCUACUAGCUCCACUGGAUCCCUCUCACAGAGGUCCCAUCGCUCUGUGGGCUCUCGUGGAGGGCGCAGGGGCAGGAGGGUGUCAAAUGAUGCGGCUGACUGCGUCCUGGACCUGUCAGUCAAGCCGAUUGCCGGUAGCAACCACAGUAACCACCACCAGUCCUAUUUCAGCGGGGCAGCUACACCAGACAGCCUCCAAAGCCCAUUGGCUGUGAGGGUGAAGGUGGAGAGGGGUGUGGCUUCAGACGAGGAAGAGGAACUGGGAGGUGGGGACUAUGACAUGGAGCACAGCGGCAUCACCAAGGCAACGGUUCCCAGCGCCAACGGGGGCCUGACCCACCACGGGGUCGGAGGGCCUCUGUCGGCCCAGCGGCGGCUCGGCCUGGAAGCACACCUGUCCGCUCUGCGAGAGGCCUCUCUGGCCUCCGAGCUGGAGCGGGAGGAGAAGCCUUCGGCCACAGCAGAUGAUGAGGACAUACUCGGGGGUGAAAACGAGCGCGCCCAGGCCGAGGUGGCCAGCAUGGAUAGUUCCCUGCUGCCCUACGUCUCCAACAUGCUGUCAGCUCAGCACACCCAGAUCUUCAUGUGCCCGCUGUGUAACAAGGUUUUCCCCUCCCCGCACAUCCUCCAGCUUCACCUCAGCUCCCACUUCAGGGAGCAGGAGGGCAUCCGCUCCAAGCCCGCUGGAGACGUCAAUGUGCCCACCUGCACCAUCUGCAGCAAAACCUUCUCCUGCAUGUACACGCUGAAGCGCCACGAGAGGACACACUCCGGUGAGAAACCCUACACCUGCACCACCUGCGGCAAGAGCUUCCAGUACUCACACAACCUCAGCCGCCACGCAGUGGUGCACACGCGGGAGAAGCCGCACGCUUGCAAGUGGUGCGAACGGCGCUUCACGCAGUCCGGGGACCUCUACCGACACAUUCGCAAGUUCCAUUGCGAACUGGUCAACUCGCUGUCAGUAAAGAGCGAACCGCUGGCACUGCCCAAUGUCAGGGACUGGGCGAUCGAGGACAGUUCCCAGGAACUGUGGAAGUAGAAACAGACUGCUGGGUUUGAUAAAGGGAAAGAGAGCAGAGAGUGAAAGAAAGGCAGAGAGGCAUGGGGAGGUGAAAGGGAGGUGGCAAAGUUUGAUAUUCGGGGUUCAAAUGAGUCAUCUUCUUGUGUGUCGCAAAAUCUCAUUCAAUUGCACUUUAAUAGCACAUGAAAAUGUUACUACUGAGUUUUUUCUGUUGUUGUUGCUGUUUGGGGUAACUUUGUUUUAUUUUAUUUUAUUUUAUUCUGAACUCUUAUUUUUAUUUGGCAUAAGUUCUGUUUGGUGGUUUUCAUUGUGUCUAAGGACACGGGUCCUGCUGAGAAUGUCUCGCCUUUUUGAAGAGUUUUUUCACUCUUGUUUGUGUUUCAUCUCAGACACAACACUCCAACGCUGGCCAGCGUAUCGGCCCCAGUUCCACAGACAGCAAACACCACGGCAGGAGUUCAGGUCGAACACACUGAAGUGAAAAAGCAUUACAAUACACUAAACGGGUUCUGUGAUCACCACAAGUCAAUACCACCGCACGCACACACAGUUUGGAGAAGUGUGUGUGUGUAUGCGUGUGUGUGUGCGUGUGUGUGUGUGUGUGUGCGAUACUGCACUACUCUGGCAAAAAUUUCACCUGAUGUGCGUAAGUGUGUGUGAGUGUGUUUUGUGUGUAUUAAUUUUAUUUUCUACUGGCAUGGAGGUGUCGUUGGCGAAGCGCUCUCUGCUUCUCUUGUUAAGCUCUUUGGUGUUGUGUGUUCAGGGUAAAGCGGACUGACAGACAGACAAACUGAUGGCACUCAUGCAAUGCACAGCCUCCUUUUUUCACUUCCAAUCAAUUUGAAGUAUUUUCUAAAAAUGAAAAGACCUUUACAAAUUAUUAUGAUAAUUAUUAUUGUUAUUAAUAGAUUUUGUUUUCCUUAAAUGUAGCUGGCAGUCUUUAAAACAUCUCUUGUUGAAAAGGUAUUUAAUUUAAGGUUGUUGUAUAUUGUUCUGCUAUAGUUUUAGAACUUUAAUCCGUUAAAUUUUAAAAAAAAAUUAUUGAUUAUUAUUAUUAUUAUUAUUAUUAUUAUUUUGUUACUUUUUUUUGUAAUGGGACCUGCUGUUGUUGCAUGACGUCCAAACCUGUAUAUUUUAAAAUAAAAAUGUGAAUUUGCUGUAUUACUGUACACAUUGUAAUUGAUCAAAUAUUUGACAAUGGGCUUUCCUUUUUCUUUUCUUUGUGAAUACUACUCCAGGGUGCGGUCUGUUAAAAAAGUGAAUAUUAUUCUCACGACUAUGGAAAAAAAAUGCAUGAAAAUUUGAUUUUGUCUUAAACCUUUCAGUUGUGUUUUUUGCAUCGUGGGGAGGGGGGAGGUUUGAACAUAACACUUUCAACAGUAAAAAGUUUUUUCUACUUGUCGUAGGUCUGUCGCUGGGCUCCUAGAAGAAUGUUACCGAAUGUGUUUCUGUCGGAUGUUGAAGCGAUAUGAUGAAGCAUUUUAAUUCUGUGUCGAUAUGCACUGAUCUCUCUGCUGCGUGCGCGUGUGUGUGUUUGUGUGUGGUUCGGUUAUUACCGGCCAAUUAAACCUACUGAAGAUCUACGUCCACCCAGCACUUCCUCCUCCUGCUCCUCCUCAGGCGUUAAAUUUCUCCACUGCUGUAUAUUUGUUUUCCAUCUCUCUCGUGUCUCCGUCCUCUCCAGCUCUAGACAUGGUCAAGCCAUUUAUUAAUUAUUUCUGCUCAUUGGGCACUUAUUUCAGGUCUGUUGAGUGCAGUUAUGUGGCGGUGACUUGGCUAAAGUGUGAAGGAUAACGGGGAGAGAGAGAGAGAAAAAAAAAGGAGAGAGGCUGAAACUGUCCUGCUGAAAGUUGAAGGGUCAGAUAUGUUUGUCACAGCUGUGCUGAGCUGAGCGGGGCUGUGCUGAUUUAGUACAACAACCCACCCAACUCAGCGCAGUGCAGUUCAUAGUAGACGCAGGUAGGGUGAGUGUUAUAAGAUGUCUGUAUGCAUGUGUUUUCUUCUUAAAACAUAAUCCUUACUUUGAGAUAGAUGGGAGAGAAUUGGCAUGACUGAAUGCACCUUUUUAAGCUAAAAGACAUGAAAUCAGAUUUUUUGCUGAAAAGAUGCCUUUAUUAGAAAACAUUUCUGACGCUAUGGAAGUAUUUAAUACUGUAGAGCAUUGGGAAAUAGUUGUUUAAAAUCAUGUAUAAAUUCAUGGAAUUUAUUGAAUUUAUCAGAAAAUUAUGUCUUAUUAUAUUUUGAUCGCGUGAAAACUUGUUUUUUUUUUGUAUGUGAAUGUUUGGGUCGGGGCUACAUCAGUUUAAUAUUUUUUUUUAACCUCUCAAAUGUUUUGUUGGAAUUUCAAAAUAAUGGUCAAGCGUUUAUACAAUCCAAAAACAUUUGACCAUACUGAAAAGUGAACGCUCCACAUCUCCCCUCACUCCAAUAUGGAUGUGUGUGUAUAUGUAUGUGUGCACACUCCCGUUGAUGUGCAUGUGGUGGGUGGGGUGGUUGUAUGUGCCGCCCUGUCAUCUGGUGGCACCUACAGGCUUUGCCAAUGCAGCAGUGUGGGUGUCAUUACGGCAGUUUGCACUGCAUUGUCUCAUUUAUUUUUUUUCCUCGAAACGCUAUUUCUUCACUGGCAGUGUCUCUGCAUAUGGGCUCACUCCAUCCGGCUGUUGUUUUCAUCAUUACUGCUGUUUUUUUUUUUUUGUUUCAUUCUGUUCCUCUGGUUGUACUUGAUCGCCUUAAACUGCUGUAGUCUGGGCUGUUUUUAUUAUUUUAUUUUAGAAGUGUGAGUGUGGGGUGGAGCGAUGUCAACCGCUCAAGACGCUGUGAAGUAACCACCCUGACGAGACUACAUCUCCAUCUUUUGCUGUGCUUACUUGAAAACAAAGGGGGGAGAUUUUUUUUUUUUAAUAAGGCACGGUUUAAAAAUAAAAUGUUCAAAUGUCAUAGACAGUUUAUGGAAAGGCAAAUGGGGGGUGGUGGGUCGGGGUUGUGAAAUGACUGAGUCUGUUUUGAAAAAGGACAAUCACUGUCUGGGGAAAAAAACAAGCAGAUUUUGAUUCAGAUAUAUUUGCUCCCCCUUGAGAUUAAAAUUUUCUUUGCUUUUCUUGGACGUUUCUCUUUUUUUUCAGAUUUAGUAAUUUUUAGCUUUGACAAUCAUAGUUGGGUUGAUUUACUUUUUUCUUCUCAAGGGGAGUAAAUUCUAAUUGUGUUUAGUUUUGUAAUUUUUUGGUGUGCUGUUGUUGACAUUUUUAAAUUGUGUGCAAACUGCAAUAAAUUAUAAGAAUCUUGAAAUUCAA